AUGAAGCCUUCUUAAUAAAGUUAAAAUUAAAAUUUAAAUCAAGAUAAUUAAUGGCCAAAAUGUUCCUUUUUUGGAGUUUUCGAUGGACAUGGGGGAAUUUCUUGCUCAGAUUUUUUAAGAGAUAAUUUACAUUAAUUCAUUAUUAAAGAUUCUAAUUUCCCUUUAAAUCCUACUUAGGCAAUUUUUAAUGGAUUUAAAGAAGCUGAGAAUCAGUUUAUUACAUAAGCUUAAUAAAAUAAAGAAGGAAAAAUAGAUAAAUCUGGUUCUUGUGCUAUAAUUGUACUUAUUUUAGGAAAAAAAUGUUAUAUUGCAAAUGUUGGAGAUAGUAGAGCUAUUAUGAGUGCAUGUGGUGGUAGUAAAAUUUUCGAAUUAUCAAGAGAUCACAAACCUUAAGAUGAGAUUGAAGAAAAAAGAAUAAUCGAAGCAGGAGGUUAGAUUUAUUAAACUAAAAUAAUAAAUAAUAAUUAAACUUAAAAUGAUUAAAGCUAAUAAAUAUAUGGACCUUAUAGAGUUUAUCCUGGAAGAUUAUCUGUAACUAGAACAUUUGGGGAUAUAGAAGCAAAAUUAAAAUAAUAUGGAGGAAAUCCAAAAGUAGUAAUAGCAACUCCAGAUAUAAAAGAAUUUGAAAUUGAAGAAGAUUUUGACUUCAUUAUGAUUUCAAGUGAUGGUAUUUUUGAUAGAUUGUCUUCAGUAGAAUGUAUUUAAAGUAUUUGGAGUUAAGUUUAUGAUAAAAGCAUGAAUAAUUUUAAAAAUUCUCAUGAAUUUUGUGGAAAUGGAGUAGAUUUAGUAAUGAAACAUUCUCUUGCAAAAUAAACAAUGGAUAAUAUUACUACUGUUAUUAUUGGAUUUGAUAAUUUGAAAAAAAAACUUUUUCCUAAUAAAAAAAAACAAAGUUCUAAUUAAAAUAAGCCUUAAUCUCUUAACUGA
Messenger RNA from Ichthyophthirius multifiliis, 927 nucleotides. RefSeq names its product protein phosphatase 2c, putative. Lineage: Eukaryota; Ciliophora; Oligohymenophorea; Hymenostomatida. The record is from RefSeq and is a predicted model, not a curated record. Gene Ontology annotation, biological process: protein dephosphorylation. The transcript has 6 exons. Gene Ontology annotation, molecular function: cation binding; protein serine/threonine phosphatase activity.